AUGGAGAAGGAGAAGACGGUCGUUCUGUACCCUGGCCUUUUCGUGAGCCACUUUGUCUCGAUGAUGCAGCUCGCAAGGGCCCUCCACGACCACGGCUACGCCGUCUCUGUCGCGCUCAUUGACCCCGCCGUCAAGGAGGACAUCCCCUUCGGCGCCGUCGUCCGCCGCGUCGCCGCCUCCAUGCCGUCCGUCCGCUUCCACACGCUCCGGGCCGUGAAGGACACGCCCAAGCUGACCCACGACGCGAGGUUCAUGGUCAGGUACCUCGACCUCAGCCGCUACAACGAGCGCCUCCACGACUUCCUCUGCUCCAUGCUUGCCCGGAACGUCCACGAUGUGGUCGUCGACUCGGUGUCCAACGAGGCACUCCGCAUCGUGAAGAGGCCCGGGAUCCCCGGGUACACCAUGUUCACCUCCAGCGCCGCCGCCUUCGCCCAGCUCCCUACGAUCCUCGCAGAGGGCGGCCCGAGCUUCAAGGAGCUGGGAGACACCCCUCUCGAGCUCUUCGGCCUUCCACCCAUCCCGGCUUCGCACCUGUUGGGCGAGGUGCUCGAGGACCUGGACAGCGACACAUACAAGGCGACGAUGGCCUUGCUGUGCCGGAUCCGGGAGGCCGACGGCACGCUGGUGAAUACGUUCGAGUCGCUGGAGGCUCGUGCGAUGGCUGCUCUCAGGGACCCUUUGUGUGUCCCCGGCAGGGUACUGCCUCCAGUGUACUGCGUCGGUGCAUUUGUCGGCAGCAUCGCCGACGCCGGGGUAAAAGAGCGGCACGAGUGCCUCGCCUGGCUAGACGGCCAACCGGACCGCAGCGUCGUGUUCCUCUGCUUCGGGAGCAUAGGCACCGGAAACCACUCUGAGGAGCAGCUCAGGAAGAUCGCCGUCGGGCUCGACAAGUCCGGCCACCGCUUCUUGUGGGUUGUGCGAGCCCCCGCCAGCGACCACCCCGGUGUCGACCCGGACCUCAACGCUCUCCUGCCGGACGGAUUCAUGGAGCGAACCAACGGCCGUGGCCUCGUCGUCAAGCUGUGGGCUCCACAGGUGGAAGUCCUCCGCCACAAGGCCACGGGGGCGUUCGUGACGCACUGCGGGUGGAAUUCGGUGCUGGACGGCGUCACGGCGGGCGUGCCGAUGCUGUGCUGGCCGCUGUACUCGGAGCAGAAGAUGAACAAGUUGCACAUGGUGGGGGACAUGGGGAUCGCCAAGGAGAUGGUUGGGUGGCAGCAGGGCCUGGUCAAGGCCGGCGAGGUGGAGGCCAAAGUAAGGCUUGUGAUGGAGUCUGAGGAGGGUAGUGAGCUCAGGUCGCGGGCGGCGGCGUGCAAAGAUGCCGCGGCUGUGGCUUGCAACGACGGCGGGUCGUCGCGCUUGGCGUUUGCCCGGUUUCUGGCGGACGUGGCCAGCCGGAAGGAUCGGGCCUGCAGCGAGGAAGUGGGUGAUGCAUGA
Triticum turgidum subsp. durum (durum wheat) is the source of this 1440-nucleotide messenger RNA. NCBI's taxonomy places the organism in Eukaryota, Viridiplantae, Streptophyta, Magnoliopsida, Poales, Poaceae. The record is from the annotation of a GenBank genome assembly.